CUUUGGAUGAGACAUUAAUUCGUUGUUAGUGUCCUCCAACAUCUAUAAAUCUCCCCUUAUUACAUCAGAAAACUCCAAUUCUCAGGAGCUCUUCUUCUUCUACUACUACUACUGCUGCUGCUGCUGCUGCUUUUCUCUCCUGAAGAACAUGUCAACACUGAACCAUCUCUUUGAUCUUCAAGAACAGAUUUGCUAUGUACAAUGCGGUUUCUGCACCACCAUCUUGCUGGUCAGUGUCCCAUAUAGCAGCUUGUCAAUGGUGGUUACAGUCCGAUGUGGACAUUGCGCAAGCCUCCUCUCUGUAAACAUGAUGAAAGCCUCAUUUGUUCCUCUACAUCUCUUAGCUUCUCUUAGCCAGGAUGAGCCAAAAGAAGGUUGUCCUAAUGAAGAGGGAGCUCAAAAAGCCUCAGACAAGCGAAGUCCAUCCAUGGUGGCCUCUUCUGACAAUGAAGAAGAUGAUAUAGUUCCUGUCCACCAUGUCGUUAAUAAACCUCCAGAGAAGAGACAGCGAGCUCCAUCAGCUUAUAACCGCUUCAUCAAAGAAGAGAUCAGAAGGCUUAAGGCUGAAAACCCCAAGAUGACUCACAAGGAAGCCUUCAGUACAGCUGCAAAAAAUUGGGCCCACUUCCCAGCAAUUCAAUUGAAAGGAGCUGGAGAGAGCUGUAGCCAGGAAAGGUCCAUGUAGAAGGCAAUGGUUUCUGUGAAAGAAAGAACUCAAGGCAUUCCAUAUGAGCAAAGACACCCUUUUUGGGUAACAGGUCUAUUAUAAGCUACCAAUUAAAGAAUCCCACUUUUAGGGUUAGUACAUGGGUUCCAAUCACUUGCCCCUUUUUGUGGUAGAUGCUCUAGGGAAAGAGGUUUUCUCACUACUGCAGGUUGUAAGGGACUCACUGACUCAAAGAAACUUUAGUUUCAAAAACUGCUUCAAGAUCAAUAUAGUUCCCUUUCUGCAGAGCUCUCUAGGGUUAGGGCUAUUAUUACGUUUAGGGUCUCCAUGCAAUUUGUAUUUUGAUGUGUUCAUAGGCGCUUGAUUUCAUGCUGCAAGUUCUCAAGGAUCCUAUUAAUUAAUUACUUUACAGAGGAGACAAUAUUGUUUUUAA
This is a messenger RNA of Vitis vinifera (wine grape), 1100 nucleotides long. Its product is annotated as axial regulator YABBY 4. Lineage: Eukaryota; Viridiplantae; Streptophyta; Magnoliopsida; Vitales; Vitaceae. Gene Ontology annotation, biological process: plant ovule development; cell fate commitment; multicellular organism development. The record is from RefSeq and is a predicted model, not a curated record. The coding region runs from base 149 to 685 and encodes 178 amino acids. Gene Ontology annotation, cellular component: nucleus. The transcript is spliced from 7 exons.